GUUCAUUACUAAAUGUUGACUUGUUUUGUCAUGUGAAGCUGUCGUGUCCGACGUGGCUGUGGUUUUCGGGAUACCCUCCGUGAAAGAUCCCUCUAAUGGACCUUUGCUCAUCUAAGAAAUCACACUUCUUCUUCACUCCUCUCUCUCUCUCUCACUACCUCACCGCCCUAGCUACUUGGUAGUUGGUACCCUUACCCCAAUGUUCAUGGUAGGGUUUUAACUAUAACAGCGGAUUCAAGCUUCCGUUCUCUUUACAUGGAGCUCAAAAAGGGAAAGCUUGUCAGGUUUUACUCGGACGGUAAAAAGCAGAAAGAACCAUUGUGGAGAGCAACUGAACCACCAACACAUGAGAAGUCAUCCUCUGGAUACAAGGUUGCCUCGUCUUCCUUGCAUAAAGCUAGCAAUGUAUUUCCAUCAGGAAAGAAUAUAUUUGCCGAAACAUUUAGAAGUCGAGGAUUUAAGGUAUUCCCCGAAGAUCAUGAGCCAUGGAGCAAAAUAAUUCUUGACCCGGGCAGUGAGAUUGUCCUGAAAUGGAACCGGAUUUUCAUAGUUUCAUGCUUGGUUGCUCUUUUUAUUGAUCCACUUUACUUCUAUUUGCCUAGUGUCAGAGGGAAUACAAUGUCUGCAUGUGUGCGGACAGACCUAACAUUACGGAUUAUUGUGACCUUUCUUCGGACUAUUGCUGACAUCUUUUAUCUGUUGCAUCUAAUAAUUAAGUUCAGAACAGCAUAUAUCGCACCGAGUUCACGGGUUUUUGGCAGGGGUGAACUAGUCAUGGACCCAAAGAAAAUUGCAAGGAGAUAUAUUAGAUCUGAUUUCUUCAUUGACGUUAUUGCCACACUACCUCUACCACAGAUGGUCAUCUGGUUUAUUAUACCAGCAACAAGAAGCCCUCAGACUGAUCAUAAGAAUAAUGCUCUGGCAUUGAUUGUUUUGCUUCAAUAUGUUCCGAGAUUAUAUUUGAUCUUUCCAUUAAGUUCUCAAAUAAUCAAGGCAACAGGAGUGGUUACAAAGACUGCCUGGGGAGGAGCUGCAUAUAAUCUGCUAUUGUAUAUGUUGGCUAGUCAUGUUUUAGGGGCAUCAUGGUACCUUUUGUCUGUGGAUCGGUAUACUACAUGCUGGAAAUCAAUUUGCAAAAAAGAACCUAAUCCUGAGAAAUGCUUCAGUUACCUGGACUGCAGUUUUACUAAUAACAUGCAGCGCAGGAUAUGGGCAAAUACUACAAAUGUGUUUAACAGAUGUGAUCCCAAUAAUGAUAUUGAUUUCAAGUUUGGAAUAUUUGAAAGUGCUGUGAAAAAGCAAGUGGUCUCUUCAAACUUCAUCCCAAAAUACUUUUAUUGUUUGUGGUGGGGGUUGCAGCAGUUAAGCUCUUAUGGGCAGAACCUAGACACAAGCACUUUCAUUGGAGAAACAUCCUUUGCUAUUCUUAUUGCGAUCAUGGGUCUUGUAUUAUUUUCCCAUUUGAUUGGGAACAUGCAGACAUAUUUGCAAUCAAUUACUAUAAGGCUUGAGGAGUGGAGACUUAAGCGAAGAGACACAGAGGAAUGGAUGAGGCAUCGCCAGCUCCCUGAAGAUUUAAGAAGCCGUGUUAGACGAUUUGUUCAAUAUAAAUGGCUUGCAACUCGUGGAGUUGAUGAAGAAACCAUUCUACGUGCAUUACCUGCAGAUCUUCGCCGCGAUAUCCAGCGCCACCUAUGCUUAGACCUUGUUCGGAGAGUUCCAUUCUUCUCACAGAUGGAUGAUCAACUUCUUGAUGCAAUAUGUGAGCGGCUGGUAUCAUCUCUCAGCACUCUAGGUACCUACAUUGUUCGCGAGGGAGACCCUGUUACUGAAAUGCUCUUCAUUAUCAGAGGUAGAUUGGAUAGUUCUACUACAAAUGGUGGCCGAACCGGUUUCUUCAACUCAAUCAUACUGAGGCCUGGGGAUUUUUGUGGUGAGGAACUACUUUCUUGGGCUUUACUACCAAGAUCAACCACAAACUUACCAUCCUCAACUAGGACAGUUAAAGCCCUAAGCGAGGUAGAAGCUUUUGCUCUUCGAGCGGAGGACCUCAAGUUUGUAGCUAAUCAAUUUAGGCGCCUCCACAGUAAGAAGCUGCAGCACACCUUCCGAUUUUACUCCCACCACUGGAGAACUUGGGCAGCCUGCUUUAUUCAGGCUGCUUGGCGACGGUACAAGAAAAGGAUGUCUGCGAAAGACCUCAGUUUGAGGGAAUCGAUUCCUUUAGAUGAGACGGCGGUCAGUGAGCGAGUAGACGAUGAAGAGGAAUACCCUACCGUCUCGAAUUCAUCUCAGACUAAAUUGAACCUUGGGGUAACAAUACUUGCUUCAAGGUUCGCGGCUAACACAAGAAGGGGUGCUUUGAAGAUAAAAGAUGACCUUCCUAAGUUACCGAAACCCGAAGAACCUGACUUUUCUACCGAAGCUGACGAUUAGUUAUGCUUAGUGGCAGUUGGUUUUUCAGAUUUAGCUUCAAUCUAUAUUCCAUUCGGUGAAGAUAAUUAUCAGGGAGUACAUGCAAACCCUGCUUGGCUUAGUGGUUUUUCUGAUUGUUGUAGAUAUUGUAGGCUUUCUUCAUCUGAGGAAGUCAUGUAAUGUUGUACAUUGUACUCAUGUAAAAUUCUUAUAGUGAAACCUUCAAGACUCGAGGGAAAAAAGCUCAUUUAUAAUAUUAACAGAAGUUGAAAAUUGGAUCA
Molecule: messenger RNA, 2696 nt
Organism: Arachis stenosperma
Lineage: Eukaryota; Viridiplantae; Streptophyta; Magnoliopsida; Fabales; Fabaceae
Product: cyclic nucleotide-gated ion channel 17
Exons: 7
Coding region: 256-2436 (726 amino acids)
Biological process (GO): potassium ion transport; transmembrane transport
Cellular component (GO): membrane
Molecular function (GO): voltage-gated potassium channel activity
Source: RefSeq, a predicted model, not a curated record